CUGUUUCUUUUGUUGUUGUUUUCACCGUGUGAAACAAUUUGAUUUUUUUUUUUAAACUGGCCGUGAGGCCGUUUGUAUUUUGCUGCGAUACCGACACAAUAAACAAUUAUUGUCCUCUUUCUUAAAGCUGAUUACUGUUUAUUUUCUGUGAUGUUUAAGAGAAAACAGCUGAUUCCUCUUUAAUCAUUAGUGGUGGCCCCGCCCCCGUGUGCACUUUAACCUCUGCUCUCAAAUAUUUACUUGUUGCCAAACAUCCAUGUAAACGACAGUCACUUUGGACGGGUGAAGAUGUCGACAAAUUACAGAUUAUUGGUGAAAAAUGCCAAACAGGUGGUUCUGAUCUGCAACAAUGGCGAAAAGUUUCUGACCAGAAAUGGGAUGCAGAAUCUGUGCUUCAUCGAAAACGGGAGCGUGGUCAUCGGAAGUGAUGGCCUGAUUAAAGCUGUUGGGUUUGCAGACUCCAUUGCGGUUCAGUAUCCAGAUGCCUGUUUUGAUACAGUGAUUGAUGCCACAGGAAUGUGCGUCGUACCCGGGCUGGUUGAUGCUCACACUCAUCCAGUUUGGGCUGGUGACAGGGUGCACGAAUUUGCCAUGAAGCUGGCAGGUGCCACCUACAUGGAUGUGCACCGGGCCGGAGGCGGGAUCCACUUCACCGUGGAGCAAACCCGAGCUGCUUUGGCCUCAGAGCUCCUGGCCUCCCUGUGCAGCAGGCUGACCCGGAUGUUGCGGGCCGGUACCACCCUGGUGGAGUGUAAAAGCGGAUAUGGCCUGGAGCUGCAGACGGAGCUCAAAAUGUUGGAGGUGAUUGAGGAGGCCAGGAAUUCUCUGCCCAUCAACAUCUCCUCAACCUAUUGUGGAGCACAUGCUGUACCCAAAGGGCAGACGGUUGCAGAGGCCACUCAGGACAUUCUGCACGUUCAGCUGCCACAACUCAGAGAACGCAUGUCUGCCGGGACACUCAGAGUGGACAACAUUGACGUCUUCUGCGAACGCGGCGUGUUUGACAUCAGCUCGACUCGCUCCAUCCUGCAGGCCGGCAAAGACAUGGGCCUCAACAUCAACUUCCACGGAGACGAGCUGCACCCCAUGAAUUCUGCUCAGUUGGGGGCGGAGCUUGGAGCCUUGGCCAUCAGUCACUUGGAGGAGGUGACAGAUGAGGGUAUCGUUGCCAUGGCGAAAGCAGAAACCGCCGCUGUCCUUCUCCCCACCACAGCCUACAUUUUACGGCUGCCACAGCCCCGUGCCAGAGACAUGUUAGAUGCUGGUGUGAUCGUAGCAUUAGGCAGCGACUUCAACCCGAAUGCCUACUGCUGCUCCAUGCCAAUAGUCAUGCACCUGGCCUGUGUCAACCUGAGGAUGUCCAUGUGUGAGGCGCUGGCUGCUGCCACCAUCAACGCUGCCUACGCCCUGGGCUGCUCUCACACACACGGCUCCCUGGAGGUCAACAAACACGGAGACCUGUUGGUGCUCAAUAGUCCGCGGUGGGAACAUCUGAUCUAUCAGCUGGGAGGACAUCAGGAGGUCAUUCGUUAUGUCGUGGUCAAAGGUGUGGUCGUCUGCAGCAACGAGAAAACCACAAACAUGUAACCUGAGAACGAGACUGAGUCAACCCAUGGUUCCAGUGGCAGAGCCAGGAUGUUUUGGGGGGGGGGGGGGGGUGGCGGCAAGAGUACACUGAGAGUUAAGUGUUUAUGUAUAACACAAUGUUUCUUCAUAACACCUGACUAAAU
This is a messenger RNA of Thalassophryne amazonica, 1730 nucleotides long. It is a transcript of the gene amdhd1, whose product is annotated as amidohydrolase domain containing 1. Bases 289 to 1587 code for a protein of 432 amino acids. The transcript has 9 exons. Gene Ontology annotation, cellular component: cytoplasm. NCBI's taxonomy places the organism in Eukaryota, Metazoa, Chordata, Actinopteri, Batrachoidiformes, Batrachoididae. The record is from RefSeq and is a predicted model, not a curated record. Gene Ontology annotation, molecular function: imidazolonepropionase activity.